GUUCCUCACCACCAUCUAACAUCUAUCUGUCCACAAUAAAUAAAUAUAAUAAUAAUACUAAUAAAAUUAAUUAAUUAAGAGAAUAAUCCCACAUUCAUUCGCUACUUUCAACUCUCUCUCCUCUCUCUCUCUCUCUCUCUAAUUUUCUCUCUCUCUAACGGUUGCCGGGAAACUGAACUUGCUGUCGAUUUCUCUGCCUUGGCCAUGAAUCCAGAAUACGACUACCUUUUUAAGCUUUUGCUUAUUGGAGACUCUGGUGUCGGCAAAUCAUGCCUUCUUCUUAGGUUUGCGGAUGAUUCUUAUCUCGAGAGUUAUAUUAGUACCAUCGGUGUAGACUUUAAAAUCCGCACAGUCGAGCAGGAUGGGAAAACAAUUAAGCUACAAAUAUGGGAUACGGCUGGACAAGAACGUUUUAGGACAAUUACAAGCAGCUAUUACCGUGGGGCUCAUGGUAUCAUUGUAGUUUAUGAUGUGACUGAUCAAGAGAGUUUUAACAACGUCAAGCAAUGGUUGAACGAAAUUGACCGAUAUGCAAGUGACAGUGUUAAUAAGCUUCUUGUUGGAAACAAGUGUGAUCUCACCUCACAGAAAGUCGUGUCCACCGAGACAGCUCAGGCAUUUGCUGAUGAAAUCGGGAUUCCUUUUAUGGAAACAAGUGCGAAAAAUGCCACCAAUGUGGAGCAGGCUUUCAUGGCUAUGUCUGCGUCGAUCAAGACCAGGAUGGCAAGUCAACCAGCCAACAAUAGUGCCCGACCUCCGACUGUGCAGAUCAGAGGACAGCCUGUUAACCAAAAAUCAGGCUGCUGCUCUACCUAAAAUGACAGCUCCCUAUUUGGAUAAUGUUGCGUUUGUUCCUCAUGAAAUGUAAAACCACUAGAAUUCUCACCCAGUGUGUUGAGAAAACUUCAUAAGUUGGUUGGUUGGUUUAUCCCUUGAGGAGUAUGUUAAAAUAUCUAUUCUUUUUUGUCAUGUGUUUGAUCAUCAGUUAUUACAGACAUUUGUACAAACUAAAAGUAUUGGUGAAUACUACUAAAUUUGACUGGGAACUAUAACCAAUAUUGUGCAAACAUAAACUAAAUUUCGACUCUGAUA
Molecule: messenger RNA, 1092 nt
Organism: Erythranthe guttata (spotted monkey flower)
Lineage: Eukaryota; Viridiplantae; Streptophyta; Magnoliopsida; Lamiales; Phrymaceae
Gene: RAB1C
Product: RAB GTPase homolog 1C
Molecular function (GO): GTPase activity; GTP binding
Source: RefSeq, a predicted model, not a curated record